GGGUUCAUACCCAUAAAACUGCUGCACAACAAUUCCUCCUUUCACCCGAUUUCCCUUCUUUUGUUUUCGGAUCGAAUGGACGCUGCGGCACUCCGCCAGCUGGCGCUUGAAGUCUCUUCUGGCGACCUCGCUGUUUCCGGUGAUGCCAAGCGCAACUUGCAGGCGUUUUUCACCCCAACGCGGGCGGCAGAGUUGAUGGCCGAUCCCGCCGCAGCGGAGGAACUGAGCACGCUUUUGAAAGACGUUGAGGCUGCUGAGGACCGGGAUAUUUACACCCUCAUAGGAAGUGCACUGAGGGACGUGUUCACGGACCUGACAGAUGCGAGAAGAGGCGUCCUCUUUGCACCUUCUUCGCAUUUCCUGCUCGAGUUCGUGGUCCGCUCCGCGGCUGCCGCGGACACCGCUGUUGCCUCCACCAUGCUCGCGGCGCUGCAGUGCAUCGUGCUCGACACGCUGCGUCAUGCGGAAAACGCCGUGCUUGUUGGACAGCUGCUCGACGCGCAUUUCCACAACGACCGCGUGCUGCGGCUGCUGAACUGCGACGACGCCGAGGCACCCACCAACCCCAAAGUAUGCGCCUUCCUUGAGCAGCACACCGCGUUGCUUCAUUUCCUUUUGGAGGCCACCGAGGGCGCCUUUGCGAGUGAUCCGCUGCUGCUAGCGAAUUAUUUGGUGGCCAGCGGUGUUGUGUGUCGCACCGUUGCGAUGCCCAGUACACUGCGGCAAGCCACGAUGCAGGUCCUGCAGGGACACGACGACCCCGUGUACUACGCUUUUGUGUGCCGCUUCUGGAGCAUUGCGUUGCUGCGCCACGAGGACAACGGCAGCCGCGACGCCGCCGCGUGCGUAUCGGCCGUUGUGCCGGUCGUUGCGAGCGACGCGCAGGAUGAGGCGGCGACGGAGGCCGCCUUCGACGUGCUCGGGGCCGCGGCCACAACCCAAACAGGCUGGGACGCCGUCACGAGUCUUUUGCGGUGCGACGAACUGCAGGCGCGACUCCGCAGCACAUCCUCAUCGCUUCGUCUCUCCACGCUCAACUUAAUCCUUUCCAUGCUGGGCUCCUCGCACGUUGUGCCGUCGUACUUUACCAAAGAUUUAAUGCUGGAUGCGUGGCAGACGCGCACCACCCCUGAUGAUGAAGUGCGCCUGGCUCUUUGGCGGGUGGUGCUCAAGGCGCUCCGCUUUGACGGUCUGGAGAAAGUGCUGGCUGCUGUGUGCGCAUCGUUUUUGUGUAGUGGAGCCUACGAAGAGAACAUCACGGUGCGCACGAUGAAGCUGCAGGCUGCCGACUAUCUUGUCCAGCACUCCACGUUGCCGGAGAACGUGCAGACCCGGCUGAAGCAGUACAUUGAUCGUGGUUUGUACCCAGCAGGCUCCAGCGGUGUCUCUCUCCUGACAAAGGAGUAG
Molecule: messenger RNA, 1407 nt
Organism: Leptomonas pyrrhocoris
Lineage: Eukaryota; Euglenozoa; Kinetoplastea; Trypanosomatida; Trypanosomatidae
Exons: 1
Coding region: 76-1407 (443 amino acids)
Source: RefSeq, a predicted model, not a curated record